Molecule: messenger RNA, 709 nt
Organism: Fragaria vesca subsp. vesca
Lineage: Eukaryota; Viridiplantae; Streptophyta; Magnoliopsida; Rosales; Rosaceae
Product: biogenesis of lysosome-related organelles complex 1 subunit 1-like
Exons: 3
Coding region: 17-469 (150 amino acids)
Biological process (GO): endosomal transport
Cellular component (GO): BLOC-1 complex
Source: RefSeq, a predicted model, not a curated record
GACUCUCGACUGAGCUAUGUACCCCCAACCUUCUCUUCCGCUCGCUUAUGGCGGCGUGCCGUCGUCGUCGGCAGCCUUCUCACCGGAGACGGAACCAGGCAGCAUCGAAGACGCUCUGCUCCAAUUGGUCCAGGACCACCACAACAACUCCAUCAAGCUUCGCGAACGCACAGACCGGGAGAAGAAGGACGCGAUCAAGAAGGCUGCGCGUGCGGCGGAGCUGAUGGUGGAGGCGGUAAACGGCGGCGUGCAAGAAGCGUUCGUAAAUGAGAAGCGGAUCGAGCAUGAGAUUCGGGCUUUGGCGGCCACCAUUACGCGAUUCACAAAGCAAACGGAUCACUGGCUCUCCGUCACUAAUUCCAUCAACUCUGCCAUCAAGGAAAUUGGGGACUUUGAGAAUUGGAUGAAGAUCAUGGAGUUUGAUUGUAAGAGCAUCACUGCAGCUAUACACAACAUUCACCAACCUUGAUGAGCACACUUGUGAGUUGUGAGCUAAGUUGUUUCAGCAAUGUAAAUUCUGAUCAAUUUCUAUGUAUGUUCGAAAGCAUUUUCAAUCCUUGAAUUCGUUGCCUUUUCAAUCCGCUUACACGAUUCUAAUGGAAGUGAAAUUGUAUGUUUUUGUACAUUCCAGUUGGGGUUUAUUUUUGAUUCCUACAAUGUUUAGGAGAUGUGAACUUCUACCCCUGUGAUAUGUAAUUAUGUAUGGGGG